AUGUCUUUAACUUGGAAUUACCCUGUGAUUAGACGUGACGAGUCUAUCGUCGAGGAAUUACAUGGUAUCAAGGUUGCCGAUCCUUACAGGUGGUUGGAAAACCCUGACUCCGAAGAAACAAAGCCAAAUACUUUUGAGGCAGAUGGUACUGUUGCCCUUAAUACUUAUUCCUUUUCAAAAUAUGGCAAAUACUUUGCUUAUGGCAUCUCUAAAUCAGGAAGUGAUUGGGUUACAAUACAUGUGAGGACAACUGAAAAUGAUGAACAAAACAAAUUACCGUUGGGUGAUGUGGUUGAAUGGGUUAAAUUCUCAUCCAUUGAAUGGACGCAUGAUGAAGCUGGUUUUUUCUAUAAUAGAUAUCCUGAACCUGAAAAAAGUGAUGAUAAAGGCACUGAAACCGAUACGAAUCUCAAUGCCAUGCUCUAUUAUCACAAAUUAGGCACUUCUCAAUCUGAUGACAUUUUAGUUUAUAAAGACCCGAGCAACCCCGAGUACAUGUACGAAACUUCCAUUUCUACAGAUGGUCGCUAUGUAGUUCUCAAAAUUGAUAAGGAUUGUGCUCCUGUAAAUAAAUUGUGGAUCUUAGACUUAAAAAAAACAAAUCAUCAAAUCAUUGAAAAUUGUGAUUUUCUCAAAAUUGUUGAUAAUUUUGAUGCUCAAUUUGAUUAUAUCACAAACGAUGAAACGACAUUUUACUUCAAGACUAAUUUAAAAGCGCCUCGAUAUAAAAUCGUAAAAUAUGAUUUAAAUCGACCUGAUGAUGGUUUUACUGAAAUCAUCAAAGAACAUCCAACAGAUGUUCUUUGUUUUGCCACUCCAAUUGCCGAAACAAAUCUUGUUAUUACAUAUAUGCAUGAUGUGAAAGAAUUGAUAUCUAUACACAAUUUAUCCACCGGAAAACAUAUUAAAGAUUUAGAUGUUCCGAUAGGAUCAAUAGAUUCAAUAAAAGGGAGAAGGGAGGAUACAGAAUUUUUCUUUAAAUUUAUCAGCUUUUUGAAUCCUGGUGUCAUUUAUCGGUAUGACUUUACAAAAGAGAAGUUGUCAGAAUAUCGGGCUACGGAAGUUUACGGAUUCAACAGCAAUUUAUUUGAAACAAAGCAAGUCUUUGUCGAAAGCAAGGAUAAGACUAAAAUUCCCGUUUUUAUUAUUUUACCAAAGAAUAUCACUUAUAAUGGUAAUAAUCCUACGUUGCUAUAUGGAUACGGAGGAUUCAGUAUCAGUAUAACACCAUCAUUUUCUACUUCUUGGUUGAACUUUAUUCAGCAUUAUAAUGGUGUUGUUGCUGUCGCUAAUCUCCGUGGUGGUGGUGAAUAUGGUGAAGAAUGGCAUAAUUUAGGGAUGUUACACAAUAAACAAAAUGUUUUCGAUGAUUUUCAGUCAGUUGCUAAAUGGUUGGUAGAUAAUAAAAUUACAUGCCCUGAGAAAUUAGCUAUAAACGGUGGUUCUAAUGGUGGUUUACUAGUUGGCGCAUGUAUAAACCAGGCACCCGAAUUAUUCGGUGCUGCAGUAGCAGAUGUAGGUGUUAUGGACAUGCUGAGAUUCCAUAAAUUCACCAUUGGACAUGCGUGGAGAAGCGACUAUGGUGACCCUGACAAAAAGGAAGAUUUUGAAUAUAUUUACAAGUAUUCCCCACUUCAUAAUGUACAGUCUAUUAAACCAUAUCCUUCAGUAUUAUUAACCACAUCUGACCAUGAUGAUAGAGUAGUGCCUUUGCAUUCCUAUAAACUUAUAGCGCAACUACAGUAUGUUGCAAAGAAAAAUCCAAAUCCUUUAAUGAUUAGAAUUGAAACUAAAGCUGGCCAUGGAAGUGGAAAACCUACAAAGAAGAGAAUCGAUGAAGCUACCGACAAAUAUUCAUUCAUUGCGUUAUCACUUGAUGCCAAAUGGGUAGAUUAA
Molecule: messenger RNA, 1896 nt
Organism: Dentiscutata erythropus
Lineage: Eukaryota; Fungi; Glomeromycota; Glomeromycetes; Diversisporales; Gigasporaceae
Source: the annotation of a GenBank genome assembly